Messenger RNA from Cricetulus griseus (Chinese hamster), 4875 nucleotides. The record is from RefSeq and is a predicted model, not a curated record. NCBI's taxonomy places the organism in Eukaryota, Metazoa, Chordata, Mammalia, Rodentia, Cricetidae.
ACCCUGCCUGUGGCCUUCAAGGUGGUAGCCCUCGGAGAGGUACCAGAUGGGACUGUGGUUACUGUCAUGGCAGGGAACGAUGAGAAUUAUUCAGCUGAGCUCCGGAAUGCCUCUGCUGUUAUGAAGAACCAAGUAGCAAGGUUCAAUGAUCUGAGGUUCGUGGGCCGGAGUGGACGAGGCAAGAGUUUCACCUUGACCAUAACAGUCUUUACAAAUCCUCCCCAAGUGGCCACUUAUCACAGAGCUAUUAAAGUGACAGUGGACGGCCCCCGGGAACCAAGAAGGCACAGACAGAAGCUUGAUGACUCUAAACCUAGUUUGUUCUCUGACCGCCUCAGUGAUUUAGGGCGCAUCCCUCAUCCCAGUAUGAGAGUAGGUGUCCCGCCUCAGAACCCACGGCCCUCCCUGAACUCUGCACCAAGUCCUUUUAAUCCACAAGGACAGAGUCAGAUUACAGAUCCCAGGCAGGCACAAUCUUCCCCACCGUGGUCCUACGACCAGUCUUACCCCUCAUACCUGAGCCAGAUGACAUCCCCAUCCAUCCACUCUACCACGCCGCUGUCUUCCACACGGGGCACUGGGCUACCCGCCAUCACCGACGUGCCCAGGCGCAUUUCAGAUGAUGACACUGCCACCUCUGACUUCUGCCUCUGGCCUUCCUCUCUCAGCAAGAAGAGCCAGGCAGGUGCUUCAGAACUGGGCCCUUUUUCAGACCCCAGGCAGUUCCCAAGUAUUUCAUCCCUCACUGAGAGCCGCUUCUCCAACCCACGAAUGCACUACCCAGCCACCUUUACUUACACCCCGCCAGUCACGUCAGGCAUGUCCCUCGGCAUGUCCGCCACCACUCACUACCACACCUACCUGCCACCACCCUACCCCGGCUCUUCCCAAAGCCAGAGUGGACCCUUCCAGACCAGCAGCACUCCAUAUCUCUACUAUGGUACUUCGUCAGCAUCCUAUCAGUUCCCCAUGGUGCCGGGAGGGGACCGGUCUCCUUCCAGAAUGCUCCCAGCAUGCACCACCACCUCGAAUGGCAGCACGCUAUUAAAUCCAAAUUUGCCUAACCAGAAUGAUGGUGUUGACGCUGAUGGAAGCCACAGCAGUUCCCCAACUGUUUUGAAUUCUAGUGGCAGAAUGGAUGAAUCUGUUUGGCGACCAUAUUGAAAUUCCUCAGCUGUGGCCCAGUGGCAUUCAGGGGCCACAUCCCACACGUGUUGAUAUAUACAUAUAUAAAGAGAGUGCAUAUAUAUGUAUAUUGGUUAGCUAUCUAGAAGAUUUCUCACUCACUCCCUAGUCAUGGUCUCGCAGCCCUAAGAGGGUAGAGACAGUCGUAACUGGGUCUCAUAUUGUUUACUAUAAGAUGUCCCUUUUACCAAGGAACAAACGGUCGAAGGUAUUGUCAUCUGGUCUGUUUUCAUAAGUAACCUGUUCCUAUGCCAAUUCAGAGAAGUGGACUCCGGGUUCGGGAGGAAGAAGAGAGCCAAGCCACUUCCUCCCUGUACUUUGAAGCCACGCGCUUGGGCUGCGUGGGGCCGGUGCACUCUGCAGACCAGCUUACAAAGCCAGUUGUAUGCACUCUGAAAGGGACCAGAGGGAGCAUGGAUGCGGCGUCCAGUGCUGCCCGUUCUGAAUACCUGUCCAAAGUUUGCCUUCAGACUUGCUGCAGGUACUCAUUUGAACUUUUGAGUUCACUUAUUUUUUUUUUCCUAUUCUAAGAAAGUGACUUCAGAAAUACUGAUCAGGAUAGAUUAUUUUAUUUUACUUUUUUAUACUCCCUCAUUUUCCCCAUUUAACCAAAAACAAAUCCUCCCAACCCACCCCUUCCACCUCCUCCUCCCUUUAUGCAAAACUGAAAAUGGCAAUACCUUAUUAUAGCCAUAAUGAUAUAGUGUUUGAGUUGGCUGUGUGUUAUUUGUUUUUCUUUUCUUUUUAAAUUAUGAAUAUGUGUAAAAUCUGAGGUAACUUGCUAACGUGAAUGGUCAUAUAACUUUAAAGAUAUAUUUAUAAUUAUUUAAUGUCAUUUGGACCUUUGGAACAUUUCUUAGUGUAAUGAUAUGUUGACUUCGGUCUCUAAAAGUGCUUUUUCUUAAGUAACAAAUUUCUUCAGUGGGCUAGAGCCAUAUCUGAAAAUAUUGCUAAGCAAUUUCAAUUCCUUCAGGCACAAUGUGAUUUUUUUUAAAAAUAACUUCCAUCUCCAAAUAUUUUAGAUAUAGUUUGUUUUUGUGAUGUAUGAAGGAAAUGCUAUGUUUCAUUCUUUCAGGUCUUUGAUUGCCUCUGACACAGCUUUUUGCCUUUUUAAAGCAAUAAUUAGGGAUUUAAAAAAACAAAAACAUAAACAAAAACACCCAUAGCCCUGUAGCCCUUUAACACUUAAUGUGGCCCCUUUACCAGCAUGAAAUGCUGGGGACAUGUGGUUUCCUACUUUCUUUCUUUUUGUGGGGGGGGAAUGGUGGUGGCAUGGUCAUUAUGACUCUUGUCAUAUUAAAAGGCCAAGCACGAGUGAGUAACUGCAGAAGAGUGUUCUGUGGUCUCAGAGUUAAGCAAAACUGUAAAUCACAGGCUUCGUGGCUGAGGACCUAGUCAGUUGAAAGCCACACAUGUGGUAAAGGCUUGAUCACAAUAUACAUAGUGUAGGAUAGUGUGGACACACCAGGACACUGCACCUACUAGCCUUCCCACACAGUCAUUCAGGGGAACCCCAAAGUGCCUUACCCAAGGAGGGACUCCAGCAGCUUCCCAAGGAGCAGAAUGAAGUCACUGUCCCAGGGGAGCUGGUCAGCUGAAGUAGCAAUCAGCAGCUGAUGUCUGUAAACAGCCUGUGAGGACCUCUGUGAAUCUUUUGAUAUUAGCACCUCUCACUAGGGAAGGCCAUGUGCCAUUGCUGUCUGCCACUUUGUGUGAAUUUGAGGUCCAGCCCUCUUGGAAGAUGCACUUUGAUCAUUCUGGGAACCUUGUGGCCAUCCCUGAGUGUGACUCCUUAAUCCAAUCCAGGCAUCUUUCAGUGACACGACCAGGCCCAUCCCAGCACUUUUCCGGCACAGCUGGUGGUGGGUGGACUAGGGUGGGGGCCACCUUCAUUUGAAUCCUGAGUCAUCCUAAGGAGAGUUCUUCAGACAUUUGCCUAUAGCCCCUAGACUCCCCUGUAGCUCUCUGUUUCUUCUCAGGUUGACCUUUGUCCCAGUGUGGGAUGGUCUGUGGGCAGGUGGACCUGUGUGUGUCUCCAGUUUGGGUUUUCCUUAGAAGUCACCCUAACUCCUUCUGAUACAAAUCGAGGGGGCAAGAAAGCCCCCACCAAACCAAAACACUUUGCCUUCUAAAGGUUAUAUACCAAGUGUGUUCAGAUAGAUAAGCCACUUUGUAUUUUUUUAAGAUGGAAGCCUUAUCUGAUGCUAUUUAUUGUUGCGUGUGGUAGCUUGAAGCACACCACUGUCCAUGUGUUUGUUUGAUAACUAUUUUGGCAGCACUUACAAACGCAGUGUCUGGUCACACUUUCCAGUUUUCAUUAAUUGUGUCAAUUAAUGUUACCAUGGGUGCCAACUGCAUCCUAUUUAAGUUCUUCAAAAGGGUACUCUAUUUGUACAUCAUUUUUUAACAUUAAAGGGCUUCUUAAAAGUUUACAAUACAUGUAUUAAGGGACUAGAGGGGAUGUGUUAGUGCCCAGAUGUUAUUAUAGUGGCUGCAGGCAGCAACCCUGAAACACUUCCCUCUGUCCUCCCUUUGAGAAAAGUUUUAAGUAUUUCUCUCCACCUUUUGGCCAUCUAACUGGUUGAUUCCCAUUACUUAGACCACAUUCUUUCUCCUGGCUUUUUGGACUAGGAUUUAAAAUCCCCUUCCUCUUCCCUUGUCUCUUAAAUGUCCCAUUUGCACUGGGUCACAUGUAUGAUUUGUGGUUACUUCUGGAACCAUCUACGUGUACCAACCAACCCUCCACAUUUCUCAAAGGAGCACAGACAUCCCUGGGAUUUACAGUAUGACCGACACAGGCAGUUCUAGAAACAUACUCGUCAGUUGUCCCCAAAAUUGUAACCUAGGCCAGAGUUCAGAACAGGUAGCAAGGUUUUAGUUUUAGGAUAGGGAAUGAUGUUCAGUCAGAAGCAGACACACAUCACAGGUUAGCUACUGUUGGCUCUCAAAACUGUGUCUUCCUUUACCCAGAGAUCCUUUGGAAAUGAACAGAGAAACAUCUCCACACCAUUAGAGACUGACUGCUGUAGGUUCAGAAGGGAGGAGCCAUGUUGGGGGUUCUUUUGUCUCCAAGGAAGGGCACUGACAGACCUAGAGACAGUGAGCCUUAGCAGAAGUAAUUAUAGCCACAGUACUGGAAAGAAUAAUAAAUAAAAGAUAAUUCUCCAAACUUUCAAUUUGUUGUUCUUAAAAAAAAGAUAAUGCAUCUAAAACAAAGAUUUUUUUCUAUGUGAGAACUUUAGUUGUCUGUUAACUUCAUGUUUACAAAUAAUUGUUUGCUUUGUAAUGCAAUACUUAAAAUAUACCAGCCAAAACUAUAACUUACAGUAAUUUCUUAGGUGUUCUGAAUAAAAUUCCAUGUCUUUCGAUACCAUUCUUAGAUUUCUGUGGAACAACAACAACAACAACAACAACAAAAUUGUAGCAUUUUGUGUAAAUACAGCUUUUGUUUUUAUUUCUUAUUUUUCUGAUUGCUAUUGCCUAAGGUUUGCUUUCCAUGCAGGUAUUGUACAAAUUCUGCUUUGUACCACAGGUCAUGAUUGUGGAUGAGUUUACUCAGAACUUCAAAGGGACUAUUUGUAUUGUAUUUUGCAACUGUAAAUUGAAUUAUUUGGCAUUUUUUCCUUCAUGAUUGUAAUAUUAAUUUGAAGUUUGAAUUUAAUUUUCAAUAAAAGGCUUUUUUUGUUUUUU